GCCAUAAUUUCCAUAAUAAUUUCAUUGCGUUUGCCAUUGAGAUAUACUAAUCAAUAACUCUCCAUGCAAUGGAGUCCAAACCCCACUCCCCAGUUGGAGGCCGCCGCACUACCCACACUGUGGUCAUAAUUAUACACGUCGUCUGUCGUCGGCGUCGUUGUUUUUGUUUGUAGUGAAAGUCGUUGCCGGGGCUCUCAUAAAGCCGUCAAACAUGGCAGGACACGGGGACCUCUCUGCACGGAAACGAAAAAUCCAAUAAACUAAAUUCCGAAGCAGCACCAGCAGCUGAGUCCCCGUGCUUUAUUUUGGUCAACCUUGGCUGCGAGAUGCUCUAUGUGAUUGAUCAGCGGCUGAAGGCGCAACAAAUCGCCAAGGACAAGUCGGUUCAAGUUAUCCACGAUGUGACUGCAGUACUGCUGGAUCCCAAGUUCAUCGACUCCCUACUGAACGGCUCCAAGCACAACAAUGCCCAGCUCCUGACAGUCGAGCACUGCAAAUUCAUGCUGAACGAUAUAGCCACCUGCUCCGUGAUGCGCAUCGAUGAGCAGUCCAUGGGCAAACUGUGGAACCUGAUGACCAUGCUAUACAAAUGGCAGCUGUUUGUUUCCCGGCACCAACACCAUUUGCUCGAGAUAACCUUCCGACACCUGGAGGCCAUCAACAAGAUGUAUCCGGACUCCAAGCGCCACAUGCUGAUUGACUUUACCAAGAACACUCUGCUGGACUUUUGGAACGCCAGUGGGGAGGAGGCGCAGCUGUCCAUUUACAGUACCAACAAGGCCUGGUUGGAGUGCUUCAAUAUGAAAAUAUCGCUGCUGAUUCGGCUAGGUUUCCAGGCCAUGGACGGCAGCUUUUUAAAGGACGUAGAUCAGGAGUACUUCGGCGACAAUGUUCAGACCAUUGGUGACAACAUGUACGUGAAGAGUGAGGAGGCGCAUCAGCAGAGCGCGCGAGAGCCCAACAGCAUGGACCAACUGGCUGCCCAGCUGAACAUCAGUCCACUGCCUGCAGGCGAGGACCUGCAGCCGAUAAAUGCCCGCCAGUUCCAGGAGCAGUUUGAGCAGGCGUUUGGCAAUGUUCUGUUCGAUGAGGGCCAUUCCUCCACCUCAACAGGUUGCGAGUUUGUGCAGCUCCAGACAGCUGCUAGGGCAAACACGGAAGCCCCCCACAGCAGGAGGGAGUCCAUACUCAAUCAGAAUCUCAUCGACUUGUACAGCAAGAUGGCUUAGAAAUUAAGGAGAUAUUUACAAUUAAAAACGAGGGGGAACGUUGUGAGUU
Messenger RNA from Drosophila miranda, 1278 nucleotides. RefSeq names its product protein OSCP1-like. Lineage: Eukaryota; Metazoa; Arthropoda; Insecta; Diptera; Drosophilidae. The record is from RefSeq and is a predicted model, not a curated record. Bases 327 to 1229 code for a protein of 300 amino acids. Gene Ontology annotation, cellular component: cytoplasm; plasma membrane. Gene Ontology annotation, biological process: transport. The transcript is spliced from 3 exons.